ACACGAGGACAGCAUAACAGAACAGCAAACAUACUGCUGCACUUGAACUACAUGAUGCUGAGGACAACAUGGGCUCUCCUUCUGGGUGCAUUACUCACAAUUCAAGGUGGCUCGAAAGCUCAGGAGUGUGGAAUGGCACCACUAAACACAAGGAUAGUCGGCGGUGACGAUGCCCCGGCGGGCGCGUGGCCCUGGCAAGUCAGCAUGCACUUCACUGGGGCUCACAUAUGCGGUGGGAAUGUAAUCAGCGAGGGAUGGGUGCUCACGGCAGCCCACUGCAUUCUCAGCACUGAACUUCGUCUUUGGCUCAUGUACUUUGGAAAACAGAAUCAGAGUACCACCAGUCCUAAUGAGGUCACCCGCACUUUGUCCCAGAUCAUCGUUCAUCCCCAGUACAACAGCGUGACCUUUCAAAACGACGUAGCUCUCAUGAGGCUGAGCAGCCCCGUCACUUACACUGACUACAUCCGACCCAUCUGCAUGGCAAGCAACUCAAGCCAUUUCAACAACGGCACCAGGUGCUGGGGCACUGGAUGGGGCAGACUGGGGGCUGAUGAGCCAAAUCAGGCCUUUGAAAGGCUGCAAGAGGUUGAGAUUCCAACAAUUGGAAACCGGCAAUGCGGCUGCAGCUACAGCCUGGUGGAAAACGUAACCAUCACCAGCAAUAUGAUAUGCGCUGGGGAGGAGAACAAAGGAAUAUGUCAGGGUGAUUCAGGUGGUCCGCUGCAAUGUAAACAAGGCUCAGCUUGGAUCCUGUCGGGCCUCGCCAGUUUCGGCAUACCUUGCGCCACCAGGUUUUUCCCUGAGGUCUUCACUCGUGUGUCGUUUUACCAGGACUGGAUUACAGCGCAAGCGCAGGGUGCCAACAUUAGUUUUGUGACCUACACCUCGACUGAUCCUGACCAAGACGACAAUUUCGUGUGCCGAUUAACAGAGCCCUCGUCAGCCACAGCAACUCUUUCUAGCCUUAGCAUCUUGCUAUUCCUACUGGGCAUUCAGGUUUUAUAAGUGACUUGAUGACACCUAGUACCUGAUCAUAUGACAUAAAACGGAAAAUGGUAUUUUUAAUUUAUAUUCUUUUAUGAAUCACCGUGGAGGAACAGUGCAAUGAUUCCAUUCCACACUCAUGUGUAAACCAACAAUCUGAAUAUGAACAUUCAUUUUAACAACACUGUGAAGGUACACACAGUUACCUCACUUUUACAUUUUGUAUUUAUUCAGAAUAUUCCCGCGACCCUUGUGAAGAUAAGCGGCUCAGAAUACGGAUGGAUGGAUUUAUUCAGAAUAAGCAUUGCAUCACAAUUGCAGUGGUUACUUAAAGUGAUUAAGGGGCUUGAAAUAAAGAAGUAAUUAAUUGAUGAA
This is a messenger RNA of Phycodurus eques (leafy seadragon), 1362 nucleotides long. RefSeq lists its product as uncharacterized. Gene Ontology annotation, biological process: proteolysis. The transcript is spliced from 6 exons. The record is from RefSeq and is a predicted model, not a curated record. Lineage: Eukaryota; Metazoa; Chordata; Actinopteri; Syngnathiformes; Syngnathidae. Bases 52 to 1008 code for a protein of 318 amino acids. Gene Ontology annotation, molecular function: serine-type endopeptidase activity.